ACCGACAGCCUAGGUAUAAAACGUGGCGAGGAAGUAGAACCAAGCGCACAGCAUCUCAAGGAUAGGGGAAGUCUGAUUGGCCGCAAUACCCUCUGACACCAUGCUGACCCAAGCACUGCCCUUGCCAUGGGGAACGAAGGAGCUGGCCCUACAGGACCCUUGGCAGUUCCUGAAGCCUACCGAAAAGAUGAAGAUAGAGACGGCAAACAUGCCGUUUGACGCUAAGAAGAUGGUGUGGGUGCCGGACGCAAAAGAGGGCUACGCCCCGGGAGAGAUCAAGGAAGUGAAGGGAGACAUGACCACCAUUCUUAAGAACGGAGCCGAGGAGAUGACUAUGAAGACUGAGCACGUUCAGCAGAUGAACCCUCCGCAGUACGAGAAGUGCGAGGACAUGUCUAACCUGACAUACCUGAACGACGCUUCCGUUCUUCAUAACCUGAGACAAAGAUAUCGCGCUUGGAUGAUUUACACAUACUCUGGACUGUUCUGCGUUGUGGUCAACCCCUACAAGAGGCUUCCUAUCUACAACCCAGAGGUUGUCAUCGAGUACCGUGGCAGGCGCAAGAAUGAGGUGCCACCUCAUCUGUUCGCGGUGUCGGACAAUGCUUAUGCUGCCAUGAUUGCCAAUAGAGAAGAUCAGUCUAUGUUGAUCACCGGUGAGUCUGGUGCCGGAAAGACAGAAAACACGAAGAAGGUCAUUUCCUACUUCGCUAUGGUUGCUGCCUCGGGCGUUAAGCCAGCUGAAGGCGAGAAGAAGAAGGCUAACCUGGAAGAUCAGAUCGUGUCAGCUAACCCUGUCCUUGAGAGUUUCGGUAACGCAAAGACCGUCAGAAACGAUAACUCCUCUCGUUUCGGUAAAUUCAUCAGGAUUCAUUUCGGCCCAUCUGGAAAAUUGGCAGGAGCUGACGUCGAGUCAUAUCUGCUCGAGAAAUCGCGUGUCGUUUCCCAGCAGCCAAUUGAGCGCAGCUACCACAUCUUUUACCAAGUCAUCUCUGGUGCUAUUGAUGGAAUGAGUGAUAUGCUGUUGCUCAAAGACCCUAUCGACAGCUAUCCAUUCGUCUCUCAGGGAAGGACCUAUAUCGAUGGUGUUGAUGAUGGCCAGGAAAUGAAAGACACUGAUGCUGCAUUCGAUGUGCUAUUGUUUACGGGACCUGAGAAAACUAAUAUCUACAAGAUUGUCGCUGCUGUCAUGCACAUGGGAGCCAUGCAGUUCAAGCAGAGACCACGAGAAGAACAGGCUGAGGCCGAUGGCAUGGAAGUUGGAGGUCGGGUUGCCCAUCUGCUGGGCGUAUCAGAUGCUGACCUGUACAAGGGAAUUCUAAAACCGCGUGUCAAGGUCGGCACUGAAUACGUCACCAAGGGCCAGAACAAGGAGCAAUGCUACUACGGAGUGUCUGCCCUAGCAAAGGCCAUGUUCGAUAGAAUGUUCAAGUGGCUCGUCGUCAAAGUCAACGAGACCCUUGCUACUCCUCACAAGAAGUCUUUCUUUAUUGGAGUACUGGAUAUUGCUGGAUUUGAGAUCUUUGAUUCUAACGGAUUUGAACAGAUCUGCAUUAAUUUCACCAACGAGAAGCUACAGCAGUUCUUUAACCAUCACAUGUUCAUCCUGGAGCAGGAAGAGUAUAAACGCGAGGGAAUCGAAUGGACCUUCAUUGAUUUCGGACUGGAUCUGCAAGCUUGCAUUGACAUGAUUGAAAAGCCCAUGGGUAUUCUCGCCAUCCUUGAGGAGGAAUCUAUGUUCCCCAAGGCCACGGAUACCACAUUCAAGGACAAGCUCGUGCAAAACCACCUGGGCAAGUCUAAAGCCUUCAUAAAGCCAAAACCACCAAAGAAGAAUCAAGCAGAAGCUCACUUCGGUAUCUGCCAUUAUGCUGGCAUCGUCAACUAUAACAUCACCGCGUGGCUGGAAAAGAAUAAGGAUCCCAUCAACGACACGGUGGCUGUGCUUCUGGCCAAGUCUCACGGAAACCCCCUCAUGGGCACGCUCUUUGCUGACAAACUAGCAGCCGAGAAAGAGGAGUCAGCAGGAGGCAAGGGCAAGAGGAAGAAGGGGUCUGCCUUCCAGACCGUAUCUGCUGUAUACAGAGAGCAACUUGGCAGACUGAUGCACACUCUUGAGAGCACUCAACCCCACUUUGUGCGCUGCCUCAUCCCUAACGAAAACAAGGAGGGAGGUGCAUUGGAUGCUGAACUAGUAAUAAACCAACUGACCUGCAACGGUGUGCUAGAAGGAAUUCGUAUUUGCCGCAAGGGAUUCCCCAACAGGCUGGUCUAUGGCGACUUCAAACAGAGGUACCAGAUCCUUGCACCAAAUGCAGUUCCUGAAGGUUUCUCCGACAGCAAAGAUGUUUCUGCAAAUAUCCUCACUGCUUUGGAUUGGGAUAAAGAGAUGUACAGAUGUGGUCAUACAAAGGUCUUCUUCAAGGCCGGUUCACUGGGUAAACUGGAAAUGCUGAGAGAGGAGCGCAUCACCCGCAUCAUGACGUUGGCACAGGCAUGGAUCCGCGGCAAGCAGAUGAGGGAACAGUUUAUUGUCAUGAAGGCACAGCGUAUGGCCAUGACCGUUAUCCAACGUAACGUGAGGAAGUACGUCCAGUGCCGCAACUGGCCAUGGUGGAAGCUGUACACUAAGGUCAAGCCUUUGUUGUCUGUUGCUCGCCAAGAAGACGAAAUGAAGGAAAUGAAAGACGAAUUCGAUAAGAUUAAGGCAGAAUUAGAAAAAGAGACAAAAUUGCGUAAGGAACAAGAAGAACAGAUAGUUAAGCUGCAAAAGGAAAAGGCAGACCUACACUCCCAAGUAGAAGGAGAGUCUUCCACUAUUGCCGAUAUAGAGGAGAGAGCCACCAAGCUAAUACAGCAGAAGGCAGAGCUAGAACAGCAGCUGGCUGACUUCCAGGGCCGUCUUCAAGAGGAAGAGGAAGGAUCCUCAGCUGUUUCUGCUGCCAAGAAGAAAGUUGAAGGUGAAUGUUCUGAUCUGAAGAGCAGCAUUGAGGAUCUUGAACGUAACCUAAAGAAGGUCGAGAGCGAGAAGACAGCCAAGGAACACCAGAUCAAGCAACUGAAUGAUGAGAUUGCCCGCCAGGAGGAGCUCAUUGCCAAGGUCAACAAGGAAAACAAGCACGGUGAAGAAAAUCAAACGCGAACCUCUGAAGAUCUUCAAAAAGAAGAGGACAAGUGCAACCAUCUGAACAAGCUAAAGGCUAAGCUUGAGCAGAAUCUUGAUGAACUUGAGGACAACCUUGAGCGCGAGAAGAAGGUGCGUGGAGAUGUAGAGAAAGCAAAGAGGAAGCUUGAAGGUGAUCUUAAGAUGACACAGGAGGCUGUUGAGGAGUUGGAACAUGCAAGGCAAGAACUCGAGGAGAACAUUCGUAGGAAAGACAAAGAGGUAGCCGGCCUAAACAGCAAGUGCGAGGAUGAGCAGGGUAUUGUUCACCAAAUGCAGAAGAAGAUUAAAGAACUGCAGGCCCGCAUCGAGGAAGUAGAAGAAGAGGUCGAGGCAGAGAGACAGUCUCGCUCCAAGGUAGAGAAGCAGCGUGGUGAUGCCGUGCGUGAACUCGAAGACUUGACUGAACGUUUGGAGGAAGCAGGUGGCGCCACUAGUGCCCAGGUAGAGCUGAACAAGAAGCGGGAGGCUGAAUUAGCAAAGCUGCGUCGUGAUCUUGAGGAACAAGCUCUGCAAAACGAAUCAACUAUCUCAUCUCUGCGCAAGAAGCAGAAUGACAUGACUGCUGAGAUGGGAGAGCAGAUCGAUCAACUGCAGAAGGUCAAAGCCAAGAUUGAAAAGGAGAAGGCCCAACUAAAGGUUGAACUUGAUGAUGCUAAGGCUAACAUUGAUCAUGUGUCUAAGAGCAAGGGACAAGCUGAUAAGUUGUCUAAGGCUUUGGAGGGUCAACUAUCUGAAGCCAACGGCAAAUUGGACGAAGCCACUCGCACCAUCAAUGACCUGAACACACAGAAGUCGCGUGCAGCUGUGGAGAACAGCGACCUGAUGCGCCAAUUGGAAGAAGCCGAAUCUCAGGUUGCUCAGUUGAACCGAGUUAAAUCUCAACUGUCAUCACAGCUAGAAGAGAGCAGAGGUGCACUGGAAGAUGAAUCAAGGCAACGGGCAGCCUAUCAGUCUCAGGUACGUAAUGCCCAGCAUGAUGCUGAACAAAUGAGAGAGCAGCUUGAAGAGGAGUCUGAGUCUAAGUCACAGCUUCAGAGACAGCUAGCCAAAGUGUCGAACGAGUUCAACACAUUGCGAGCGAGAGUAGAGAGCGAGGGACUCGGUGGUGGAGGACCAGAAGCCGAUGAGAUCAAGCGCAAAAUGCAGGCCAAGCUUCAGAAUGCUGAGGAUACUGCCGAGUCUGCUCUAUCUAAGGUCGCCCAACUGGAAAAGGUUAAAAUCAAGUUGAUAAACCAAAUCGAUGAUAUGUCUAUUGAGGUAGAGCGUGCGUCAUCAGCAGCAAAUGCUGCUGAGAAGAAGCAGCGCAACUUUGACAAGACUGUCAGCGAGUGGAAGCAGAAGAGCGAUGACCUAGCAACAGAGCUUGAAGCAUCUCAGCGCGAAUGCCGCAACAUUUCUACCGAAUUGUUCAAGGCAAAGUCUGCUGCUGAUGAAGCAUCUGAUAACAUCGAUGGCUUGAGGAGAGAGAACAGGAAUCUCGCUGAUGAAAUCAAGGAUAUUGCUGAUCAAUUGAACGAGGGAGGCAAGAGCAUCCACGAGGUUGACAAGGCCCGCAGGAGAGCAGAGCAGGAGAAGGACGAGCUGCAGUCCGCUCUUGAAGAGGCUGAAGCUGCCCUUGAGCAAGAAGAAGCCAAGUACGUCCGUGCUCAGCUUGAGCUGCAGCAGAUUCGCCAGGAGAUUGACAGGCGCCUUGCUGAGAAAGAUGAAGAAUUCGAGACCACACGUAGGAAUCACCAGCGUGCCAUCGACUCCAUGCAGGCCAGCCUUGAAGCUGAAGCCAAGGGCAAGGGCGAAGUCAUGCGUAUGAAAAAGAAGUUGGAAACUGACAUCAAUCAGCUGGAGGUUGCUUUAGACAGUGCCAACCGUCAAAACGCAGAUGCUCAAAAGAAUUUGAAGAAGCUCCAGGCGCAGAUGAAGGAUCUCGAGAGCCAGAUUGAAGAUGAACAGCGUCAGCGUGAUGAGCUUGCUGAAAGAUUGGGAUCCUCUGAGCGUCGUUGUAACAGCAUCACUGCCGAGCUUGAAGAGGCACGCACUGCACUGGAGAUGUCUGAGCGCAACCGCCGCGCAACGGAGACUGAGCUGAAUGAAGCCAACGAUCACCUUAGUGACAUGCAGUCCCAGGUGUCCUCUGCCAACGCUGCCAAGAGAAAACUGGAGGGAGACCUUACUACCACGCAGGCCGACCUUGAGGAAACCAUGAACGAGAUGAAGCACGCCGAUGAGAAGGCAAGGAAUGCCACGGCAGAUGCUGCCCGCCUUGCCGAAGAGCUGCGUCAGGAGCAAGACCAUGCCCAGCAUGCGGAGAAGGCUCGCCAGUCUGUCGAAGGACAACUGAAGGGCCUCCAGGUACGUCUCGACGAGGCUGAAGCAAAUGUCCUGAAGGGAGGCAAGAAGCUGAUCGCCAAGCUGGAACAGCGCGUCCGCGAACUUGAGGGAGAGCUUGAAGGAGAACAACGCCGCAGCAGUGAGGCACAAAAGAACUACCGCAAGUGCGACCGUCAGGUUAGAGAUCUGAUGAUGCAAAUCGAGGAUUCUAAGAAGAACCAGGCGCACUUCCAGGACAUGAUCGAGAAACUGACCAGCAAAUCCAAGCUGUACAAGCGCCAGAUUGACGAGGCUGAAGAGGUCGCCAACAUGAACCUGGCCAAGUACCGCAAGACACAGGCUGAGCUUGAGGACACCCAGGUUUCACUAGAGGAGGCGGAGGCAGCGGCUACUAAGAUGCGAGCCAUGGCCCGCGCUGGAGGAGUAACUUCCCGCUCUACUAGGUCCGCUACACACGCCAGUUCAAUUGAGUAAAUCGUGUACCAUAAAUUCUUGGCAGGCCAUAUUCACGGAUUGGUGAUUUUACUCUGCUUUAGACGCUCGGCGAUUGCUGGUGGAAAACCCGAUAUUCAUAUAGAACACUAAAAAAGCA
Molecule: messenger RNA, 6083 nt
Organism: Priapulus caudatus
Lineage: Eukaryota; Metazoa; Priapulida; Priapulimorpha; Priapulimorphida; Priapulidae
Product: myosin heavy chain, muscle-like
Exons: 20
Coding region: 101-5965 (1954 amino acids)
Cellular component (GO): myosin complex
Molecular function (GO): ATP binding; actin filament binding; cytoskeletal motor activity
Source: RefSeq, a predicted model, not a curated record